AUGAAACCCUGGCUCACUCCCCAGAAUCGAAAGGAUAUUGACCGGCGAUUGGGAGUCUUGGCUCAAAAUAUUGGGCAACAUGUGUCUGACUCCUUCGGGACUUUGGAACAGGUGGCCAGCGGCGCUGGAAGACGAUCUUGGCGAGAGGCCUUUGUUAUCCUCUUUGAAAGCAUUCUCCGUGACUCGGAGGACGUCUUUGUCAACCUGCCUUAUGCUGAGAUAAGGCACCAGCUUAGUCGGUUAUCACCAGCACUUGAAGAAAUCACUUCACCACAGUUAGUCGUAAUUGACUUUGGUCACCCUACGCAAGUACUAGUGGAUCCAGAAUCCAAAAAAUUAUCUGGUGUUGUGGACUUGGGCAAAACGCUAUGGGGUGACAUCUACAUGGCUGAAAUGUUUGAAGAGCCAUCGUCUUCUAUGCUGGACGGCUUUGGACAAUCGCGAAUUGUAGGAAGCGAGAUGGAAAGAAUACGACAGCUUUUGUAUGUGCUUCUGUCCUGA
Messenger RNA from Aspergillus oryzae RIB40, 501 nucleotides. RefSeq lists its product as uncharacterized. Bases 1 to 501 code for a protein of 166 amino acids. The record is from RefSeq and is a predicted model, not a curated record. The transcript has a single exon. NCBI's taxonomy places the organism in Eukaryota, Fungi, Ascomycota, Eurotiomycetes, Eurotiales, Aspergillaceae.